UUUUAACGGAACGCUUGACAAGCUGUGCGUAGAAAGCAAAAGGAAAGGCGACGUGUAUUUUUUUUUAUUUAGUUUGUGAAAAAUAAGUGGGCUUAAAAAAUUAAUUAACGCUAUUAAAGGUUAAACAAAUAUACUCAUAUGGGGCGCAAACGAAAAAUACCAAUUGCAGAUGAAGAAAAGGAGAAUACAGUCGCUGCAAGCCGCAAACGGGGUGGUGGCGGUGGCGUCGCUGCAAGCAAUCCCAUGAUGCUGCACGGUCCCAUGUAUAGAAUAAUGUCCAAUGUGCAAUUAAACGAAACCAGCCACAAAAAGUACAUCAAGGAAUUGAAGCAACUGUACGCGAAGAUGGAUCAUGACGCCUUCAUGUUUACCUUCAUCAAAAUGAUAAAAACAGCAAUGGUAGCUGAUGAAGGAAAUGAGUAUGCAGAAACAACUUUAUUAUUUUGUUCUAAAUUCGUCAGCUCAUAUGAUGGCGAUGAUACACAUCCGCUGCUAAUUGAUAUGAGCAAGUGGCUGCUAACUACUAUUUCGCGUAAUCCACACAUUCGUUUCCGCAUAUGUCAGUUUGUUAAUAUGAUACUCAAGGCACUUGGCCAAGAGGCAGCGCUGGAUGACGCCAUUUGUGAUCGUAUAAUGGAUUAUAUGCUGCACCGCUUACACGAUACCUCACCGAAUGUGCGGGUGCAAGCGAUUUUAGCAAUGCAGCGCUUACAAGUACCGGAUAAUCCCGACGAUCCUGUUUUGCGCGCUUACCAGUUUCAUCUCUGUUCAGAUCCAUCAUCUCGUGUGCGUCAGGCAGUAAUAACAUGUAUGGGACGUAACUAUCAUACAAUUCCUUACAUAUUGGAACGAUUGUGGGAUAUCGAUGAAAAAGUUCGCCGACACACAUAUUUGCAUAUGAGCAGUUAUCCAGUCCGGUCUUACAAGGUAUCACAGCGCCUAACCUUAUUGCAGCAGGGGCUUAACGAUCGUUCAGAAGCAGUGCGCAAAGUAGUAGUAACAAUAAUGCUGCAACAAUGGAUUGAGUCCUAUCAAAAAGAUCUCAUUGCUCUAAUAUCUGCAUUGAAGCUGGAUUCGAGCGAAGCCGAAAUCGACCGGUUUCGAAAAGUAGCUAAGCAAACAUUGAAAGAGAUUUUCAAGCGUCAAAGCAAAGAAGACUUGCUUGCUUGUGUACCCUUAGAGGAAGAGGGUGAGAUGCAUCGUUGCGUGCCGCAUGAAAAACUGUCAAUGGAAAUUGCAUUGUAUUGGCAAUGCUUGACAGAAUUCUUGCAAUCGGAAAUGGCAGAAGAGUUCGACUUAAUUGUGCCGGAGUUGAGCACGUUCUGUACAUAUGUGGAAAAAUAUUGCCAAUCACAGAAACCAGAUAUGGAUAAAUUCGAGCUAAUGGAAUUCCAAUAUAAACUUCUUUCCCUGAUGGAAAUAUUGUAUACAUUUGAUUUGGGCGACGAGAUAGGGCGUGGAAAUUUGCAAAAACUGCUUUCGUAUCUUUUAAAAACAUUCCGCCUUGAUGAAAAGGUUAUUGAAGUUGUUGUACGUUGUGCAGAGAAUCUUAUAUCUGAUCAAAAUGCACGCAUACAGCUAUUUGUGGAGAUCAUACAAGAUAUCUGUGGUUUGAACAGUAAACCAAAUGAUCUUUUGCACGAUCGGACAUUAAUCAGCGAAUUAUUGGCGAGCUCAUCAAAUGCAGAUCUAAAUUUAAAAUUAUCUUCGCUAAAGGUUAAGCUUCUUGAUUUGGAGGAACAAGAAAUGAAUUUUGUACAACGUAAAGAUUACAUGCGUGCGCAGCAAAUAACCGAGGAGAAAUAUGCCACCACAGAAGAGUAUACGAACUUGUUGCAACCGCUUUUAGAUAAUCAUCCAAAUGCAGACAUGCUAAAGCGUCCAUUACAGCUGCGUAAAACGACGAAACCGGAAAGCAUAUUGAAGAGUUUGCAAAUAGCCUUCUAUAUGGUCGUUUCACCUAAAGUGCGCUCACUUAAUCCGAGCAUUUUAAAACUGUAUAAUGACUUUAUUUGUCGUCAUCUUGCCUCAAAUCAAAUUGCAAUCCGUGAUUGGGCUUUGAAAUGUGGUACCGCCUGCAGUAUGCUGUACGAGGCGCUAGCAAAAGAUGUUUUCGAAGAAUUAUAUGCGCAGUUUUUUAAAAAUCACAAUAUUCGUAUUUGGGAGACCUCCAUAACGUGUAUUUUCGAGCUGCUGGACAGAUAUGGUUUGGAUAAUUUUGCCAAGCAAGAAGAGCAAAGUAAAUCGAAGAAAAGCGGUCGACAGUUGUAUAACACAUUAGAAUUUCUGGACAGUGAAGACGACUCAAAUGUUCUAAAUGCCGGCCAAGGCGUAGAUGUGAUCUAUAUGAUGUCGCAUUUUCUGGACACCUGCGAUGAUACUUGUAUAAUAAGUGCAAUAAUAGUCGGCUUCUGUCGGCUUAUAUUGCGUGGCUAUAUUAAGUCUAGCGAUAUUAUUGAAAAAUUACUUUUGCGAUAUUUCAAUCCGAGCACAGAUUCGAACAUAAAUCAAAUAUUGGGUGUAUUUCUGGAAAAUUUGAUACUGCGAAAGAAGCAUGGUUUACUGCAACCUUGUCUACUGCCUAUGGUGUUAACAGUGCUAGGAGCACCAUAUGAGAAUCCAUUGCACGACAUACGUCCUGAGACCAUAACUCGCUUUAUCAUAGACUCUACGCGUCAGGAGACUUCUCAACUAACAGAGGGCUACAUACACAACAAAAUUGCUCACACAUUCUUGCAAGAAAUGCUGAACAAUCUUACCAACAAGGAACUUUGCAAACUGUUGUCUAAAGAGCUGAUUACGUUAGAAUUAAAUGUAACACAGAAUGAACAACUAAAGCUUGAAUUGAAAGAGUGUGCUGAUAAGUUGAUAAAGGCUGAUUUCGAUCCUAAGACUGUAAAGCAUAUAAUAGAUUUCAAAGAUUUAGUUGAUGGAAAUUAUAAUCCUGCACGCAAACCUGCAGGGAACGAUUCGGAGGGUGAAGAGGAUAGCAAUGAUGAAACGGAGAAUGAUGCGAAUAAUGACGACGACAAUGCCACAGUGACAACGGGGCGCAGUAAAACGUCAGUCGGUGAAGUGGUAGAGGAGCCAUCCCAGCAACCCCCACCACAGCCACCUCCUAACGUCGUCAUAACUGCAGUAGAAACAAUUAUCACGCCGGCGUUAGUCGCUGCUCCCGUCGAGCCUGCUGUCACGUCUGCUACCGCCGCAGAAGUUCCUGCUCCAGUUGAGCCUGCUGCCACGUCAGCUUCCGCUGCAGAAGUUCCUGCUAUAGCAGUAGCAGAUGGUGCCAUAAUAACAAAAGAUAUUUCACCUUCAGCGCGUGUGCCCACAACGUAUGGACGUGAGAACCGAGUGGGGCAUCGUUAUUUGCGCAAAUCUCUCAAUUCGACACGUGGUCAAUCGGACACGGAAGGGGGCGAUGGACCACAUCGCUCACCGAAGAUACGCAUUGAAGCGCGCAUUGAUUCUGAUAAGAAAACGGAACAGCCAGCACACGAAGAGCGAAGAGUGCGCAAUUUACGGGCAAAGCGCAAUUUGCGUUAUAACGAUAAAAAUUCUCAAUCAGAGGAAGAAGAGCCUGUUAAGCCUUCGAAAAGUGCAGCCCAAACACACAAUAAACGACGUGCACAUCUGCCCACUGUUGAUGUUGAUGAUGAGCCUGAAGUGAUUUCGUCCCCUAAGCAAACAUCAAAUGCAAAAGGCAGUGCUAGUAACUUUGAGCAAGCUCGAAAUGCUGCUAGUCCGGCUAAGCGGCAAACGAAGGAGUUAAUUAAAGAAAAAUCUGCCGACGAGCUUUUGGAAAAGAUUGGCGAACCGAGACGGGAACAAUCCAGGGAACAGCCAAAAGAGCAGAUAAAAACACGUGCCAAAGAGGCAGAGCGAGCGAUAGUAUCACCGGCUAGGACAACCAGACCGGUGCGGGCGUCAUCAAGAAGAGCUAAACAGAUCAGUACGGCUGAGCUCAAUACAUCCGACGUUAUACAGCCUUCACCACCGGUGGCGAUAUCACCACGUACGAUUGUUCGACGUCAGCGGCGUGCCGGUGGUGGUGAUAUAUCAGUCGCUAAUCUAACUCAAUCUGCGCGUCCUGCAACGCGAAGUCAUUCUGCUCAGCCAGCACAUAAUCAACACCCCGAUACAUCCAUUGACAGCGCAGUGGUAGAUAACAUCCAUCUUCAGGUUCCCACUACCGCUAAGACACCAGCGCCAGCUCGCUCCAGUUUAAAACGUGCGCAUCAUUCUACGCCAGAACCAACUGGAAGGUUAUUGCUUGGAGAGAUGGUUGUUUCACCACAAUUAGAAUCGCCGAUUCUCAAGCGUCUGCGUGCUGAAACACCAGCCAAGCGGCAAGAGAUACCAAGGCGAACUCGGAGUAGUAUCUCUGCAUCAGCUGUCGAGCAAAAAGAUGAUGAUGCAACAAAUGAAAAAAAUAAGGAGGAAGUUCCUAAAAAGCGUGGACGUGGUCGCCCGCGUACCCGAUCUGAGAAGUUAAAUGAACCGCGAAAUAUAAGACCGACUACACGCGCGUCUUCUUCUAAACGUGCUCUCUCGGCCACCCGCUCCCGUUCUGCAACACGUACGCGCUCUAUCAGGCGUACAACCUCUGCUACACAUACACGCUCUGUUACAAGUACAAGCUCUAUUAAAGGCGCUCCUUCGAAUACACGCACGGAUGGAGGCCAACGUACGCGCACUGUAUCUGCCAUGCGUACAGUACCAAUUACACGCUCAGCGUCUGUGUCCCGCACGCGCUCAGGCGCUGUCACAGACGCCAUAUAUGCUACACGAACCGACGCCAACGCGCGCACCAAAUCUGCUUCACGCGCAAACAUUUCGACGAUCGCUGUCGUAGCUGCCUCCAGUAGGGCGGAGGAUGCGCAGAAUAACAGAUCAAAUACGAGCACGCGCGCUGACGCACACACAUCAUCCACUCUUGUAGCGGAAAAAAGCGUCACAGAUGAAGCAAAUAUCUCGACGACGCGCGAUGGUGUAAGCGAGAAGUCGCCGCAACCAACCGGAAUGAUGACACGUCGUCGUUUGUCGAUGAGUGGUGGUCGCCUUGAUGAUGGAGCAGACGCUAGCGCCAAACCAGUUGUGAGCGAAGCUCCAGACACUGCGCCGCGCAGACGUUCAUUGCGCACCGAAACCGCUACAGUCAAAUUCGCCGCAGCGCCACCGAAUAACGAAGUGGAUGAAACGAAUAAAUCUAAAAUUCGAAUGCAGCCGAGUAGAAUACCAGUGCGCGCUUCAAGCAGCAAAUUGGCAACAAGUAUGAAAACAAAGAUUGCCACGCGCGUUUCUUCUUCGUCGCUUGCGUUGGCGCCAAGGACGGUUGAAUCCAAUUCGAGCAGCGGCAGCGGUAGUUCGGGCACCGAAGAGACGAUGAAAACCUUAGGCGCAGCUAUGUUGCGUAGACGCGCACUGGCUACCAAAAUGACGCGUAUCAACUUGGCGCAACGCACCAAAGGCAACCCGAUGCCGAUGGAGUUGGCGAAGCCGGCGCGCGUACGUACACCUGUUAAAAAUGUGCCAUCAGUUUCGAAAUUGCGUCCGAGGAAACCUUAGGAGCUACCUACUUAUAUACAUACAUAUAUUUUUAUAGUAUUGUCGUUGAAAACUAUGUAGUCCUUUGUCGUUAUAUAUGUAUACUACAUAAGUUUUAGGCUAAUUAUUACUUUAGAUUUGUGUGUAUACAUACAUAUUUCAUUCUGAUUUAUUUUUUGGUACAAAUUUAUUAGCAUCCGCUUGAGGCCUAUACAAAUUCGAAUAAUACAUACAUAUUAGAAAAUUCCAAAUAUUUUAGUAGAACUACAUGAAAAUUACCAUGAAUUAUAAAAUUUCAUAUCGAUUUUUAUGUAUUAUAAUGCUUUAGCUACCUUUUAAAUAAAAUGAAUUUCGAAUUUAAUAAAAAAAUGUA
This is a messenger RNA of Rhagoletis zephyria (snowberry fruit fly), 5920 nucleotides long. Its product is annotated as Chromosome associated protein G. The record is from RefSeq and is a predicted model, not a curated record. Lineage: Eukaryota; Metazoa; Arthropoda; Insecta; Diptera; Tephritidae. Gene Ontology annotation, cellular component: condensed chromosome; cytoplasm; condensin complex. Gene Ontology annotation, biological process: mitotic chromosome condensation.